This is a messenger RNA of Sorex araneus (European shrew), 5132 nucleotides long. RefSeq names its product reticulon 3 (gene RTN3). The coding region runs from base 251 to 3307 and encodes 1018 amino acids. Gene Ontology annotation, cellular component: postsynaptic density; neuron projection. The transcript has 9 exons. NCBI's taxonomy places the organism in Eukaryota, Metazoa, Chordata, Mammalia, Eulipotyphla, Soricidae. The record is from RefSeq and is a predicted model, not a curated record. Gene Ontology annotation, biological process: neuron differentiation; endoplasmic reticulum tubular network formation; brain development.
GCGCGGCACCUAGACCCGGGCCCGGCCGCCCCCGCCGCCCGCCCGGGGGCCCCGUGUGCGCCUGCGCGCUCGCGCUCCCGCCCUCUCGCGGCGCUCGGCUGAGUCAGUCAGUCUGUCGGAGUCUGUCCUCGGAGCCGGAGGUGUGAACGGACUUCGCAGCGCGCCGGCCGCCCGGUUCUCUUCUCUCCCCUCCCUCUCUCCCGCCCCGCAUCUCUCUUCGCCCCCUUCUCCCGCCCCUGCUUGCGCAGCCAUGGCGGACUCGUCGGCGGCCACCCAGUCCCCGUCCAUCUCCUCGUCGUCCUCCGGGGCCGAGCCGUCCGCGCCCGGCGGCGGCGGGAGCCCGGGCGCCUGCCCCGCCCUGGGGCCGAAGAGCUGCGGCUCCUCCUGUGCGGAUUCCUUUGUUUCUUCCUCUUCCUCUCAGCCUGUAUCUCUAUUUUCGACCUCACAAGAAGGAUUGAGCUCUCUUUGCUCUGAUGAGCCACCUUCAGAAAUUAUGACUUCCUCCCAUUUUUCAUCUGAAAUACUUAAAACUGACCAUACAGCACUGCUUGGAGAAAAAAGCAAAACAUUAGGCAGCCAGCCUGUUUUAGCCAAAGAGGGAAAGGACUCUGUGGCCCUUCUAGAUGUGCAAAGGAUGGAAAAGCCUCAGGGGGCCAGUAAAGACAUAGUGGAACCCCCAGUUUCUGUGGCAGCAGGAGUUCCCUGUAACCAGCCUUCCAUUCCAGCCACUUCCCCAGAUCAGGCUACUUUUCCCUCAAAGGAAGCUGGUCAGAUAGAACAACAAAUAAAUAAAGAUCAAGACUCCAAGAACCCAAAUCAAGUACUGACUGGGGGCGAUAAAACUACAUUGGCUGCUAAUGACAGGUUUACUUUGCUCCCAGCCCAGAAACCACCCACAGAGCUGUCUAAGGCCGCAGGAAUUUGUUCCUAUACUUUGUCCCCAUCUGAAGCUACAGGAAAUAGUGUUUUUGAAAAAGAUUCCCCUGAAUCGCCGUUUGAAGUAAUUAUUGACAAAGCAACAUUUGACAAAGAAUUUAAAGACUCGUAUAAGGAGAGCGCAAAUGAUUUCGGUAGCUGGGCAAUGCACGCUGAUAGAGAAUCAUCCGCGGACAUUUUGGAAUCUAAUGACAAAGUAUUUCCAUUGAGAAGUAAAGAGGCAGGGCGUUACCCAGCCUCUGCGUUGCGCCCCAGACAGUUUUCACACACAAAUGCAGCACUGGAAGAGGUGUCUAGAUGUGUGAAUGAUAUGCAUAACUUUACUAACGAAAUAUUGACGUGGGAUUUGGAUCCUCAAGUGAAACAGCAGAGUGAUAAAUCAGACCGCACCACAAAAGCUACAGGAUCUGACAGGAGUGGCUAUGAUUCAGAAAUUCCAGUCAUAAAUCUGAAAGCUAACACUCAUCAGAAAAUUCCUGUAUGUUCCAUUAAUGGGAGAACUCCCACCACUGCCUCUACAGGUGACGGGGCAGAGGCAUCAAUCACUCAAGAAAAGGCUGUAAUUAAAAAAUCUAUGGCAGGCUCUCCUAAUUGCACAAAGGAAAUCAUUAUCACAGGCACACCAGGCGUCAUCCAAAACCAAGGUGACACACUUUCAGAGUCAUCGGAUUCUUCAUUAGAAAAAUAUGCAUCUUUGGGUUCUGGAGUGUCCACAGUGAAACUGGUUUUGCCUGAUGACCACAUGAAGGGUGAAAUGCCCUGGCAGAACUCCGUUUUGGGAGACGUGGCAGAGGCUGAUAGUUCUGGUGAAUCUGAUGACACAGUAAUAGAGGACAUCACAACUGAUACAGCCUUGGAAAAUAACAAAAUCCAGGCUGAAGAAUCUGUCCCCGUUCCAUGUGCUGCUGUCGAAACUGAUGAGAGGGACCUCAAGGAGAUCCCCAGUUGUAAUAAAGUAAGCAAAACCGCAGAAGUGUCUGAAGGGUUUGUCAGUUUUCCUGGUGAGUCACCAUGUUCACAGGUACCUGAAAUGAACCUCCACUCAGAAGGUGUGAAGCAGCUGGGGGGUCCUGUGAGUCCAGUCAUUCCUGAAAAUCCCAUUAAAACCGAGAACCCCAAACUGCCUUCAGCAGCAUCUCCAACUGGUUUUAAUAAGCCAAACUCCCCAGUAAAUGUGAAAUCCUCUGCCUAUUUGGAGUUAUUAAAUGAUGAAAGUGUUAAGGAUAUAGAUGAUUCUUCCCCUGAAGACCUGAUAGCUGCCUUUACAGAAGACAGAGAGAAAGGAAUAGUAGAGAAAAGUGAAGGGAACACUUUUGAAGCACUGUCAGAGACUGCGAAUGCUAAGGCGCUUCUUUCCACAGGUAUCUCACACGAACAUGAAUUGCAUGAUUCUAAAAAUAAAGAUAAGAAAAAUCAAUGCAUCGAACAAAGUAAAGAAAAAAAGGAAAGUGAGCCUGCGGGUGCUUUCCCUAGUCAAGGCGCUCCAGUUGCAUCUCUUGACUUAGAACAGGAACAGCUCACAAUCAAAGCUCUUAAAGAGUUGAGUGAGAGGCAGGGUGAGACGGCAGCUUCUGCACAGGACAAAACCCAGCCGAAUUCCGCUUUUGCUCCAGAAUCAUCUUUGCCACAGAGAUCUUUUGAUGUCUUAGAACAUACCGUUGUCAAGACUGGAUCUGAUCUUGAGGUUUCCAAGAAACCCACUAUUGUCAAAGAAACUACUAAGCUAGAUACUAUUUCCAGCCUUAGCAAGACUGAACUGGUAAACGAGCAUAUUCUAGCAAGACUUCUGACAGCAUUCUCAGUGCACGAUCUGAUUUUCUGGCGAGAUGUGAAGAAGACUGGCUUUGUGUUUGGCACCACACUGAUCAUGCUGCUCUCCUUGGCAGCUUUCAGCGUCAUCAGUGUGGUUUCUUACCUCAUCCUGGCUCUUCUCUCUGUCACCAUCAGCUUCAGGGUCUACAAGUCUGUCAUCCAAGCUGUGCAGAAGUCAGAAGAAGGCCAUCCAUUCAAAGCCUACCUGGAUGUGGACAUCACUCUGUCCUCCGAGGCCUUCCACAAUUACAUGAACGCUGCCAUGGUUCACAUCAACAAGGCCCUGAAACUCAUCAUUCGCCUCUUUCUGGUGGAAGAUCUGGUGGACUCCUUGAAGCUGGCUGUUUUCAUGUGGCUGAUGACCUACGUUGGGGCUGUUUUCAAUGGGAUCACUCUUCUGAUUCUCGCUGAGCUGCUCAUUUUCAGUGUUCCGAUUGUCUAUGAGAAGUAUAAGACCCAGAUUGAUCACUAUGUUGGCAUCAUUCGUGAUCAGACCAAGUCAGUGGUUGAAAAGAUCCAAGCAAAACUCCCUGGAAUUGCCAAAAAGAAGGCAGAAUAAGCCCAUGGAAAACCGAAACGCAACAGUUCCUAAAACACCGUUUAAUAGUUCUAAUGUUGUUACUUGUACUCUGAAGGAAGUGCUCGGUGUCGGCGAGAGCCGCAUUCCAAGCUUUCUAGUUUCAUUUGGUGUUUCUCCCCUCCUUUCCCUCUGCCCCCACUAUCAGGCACAAGACUCGGUGGACUAAACGAGGAAUUAAAACCUUCGAAUUAAAAAGGAUAAAGAGAGAAUCAGAUUACUAGGAUAAAUCAGUACUAACGGUGGUGGAGCUGACCUGUAGCUUGAAAGGGGGAAAAGUUUGGAGGUAAAGGAGGAAAAAGGGAAGAGCAAGACACGUGCGAUCUUGGGUUCUUCUGUUCAGUUUUUAAAGACUAGUCUUAACAGAGCUUCCCUCAGUUUUUUCCCUUGUUUUUUAAGUUAAGAAAUAAUGAUUAACUUAUGAAGAAACCGGGGCAGGAGUGGGAUCCCUCCCGCGGGUCUGUUUCCUUCGGACCCCCCCUUUCUCCCUCCCCUUCCUGCCCCGCAGUCGAGCAGCUAUUCCUGAGGUCCCCCUUAAUGAGAGAACUUUGAACUCUGAAUGCUUCCAGGUGAGAGUGAGGGUCCCCAAGUCCCCGCACCCCGUCUGCUGGGUGUUGGGGCUGGACAGGCUCCACCGUGGGGAAGGUGGUGGCGUUUCUUCGGGCACUAGUUCUGAGCUUUAGUUUGAGGACUCACUCCUGACUGUGCUUCCCUCCCCCUCCAGGUUAAUAAUAUGGUUAUCCCUUUCUUAUUAUGAAAUAAAUGUCUGUAACUGCUGUACACUGCUGUAACUUGUUAGAGAACAAACUAAUAACCUGCAUGUGAGCUCCUCAGUUAUUGAGUUCUUGUGAUCCUAUCUCAGUCCGGGGAGGGUGAGUUCCAGAAACCGAACCAAACCCCACGAAGGCCCUUGCCCUUCCUCCCCUCCCCCCCGUCUCCUCCCCUCCCCAUCUUAACCUGCGCAUUCUGACCCUGACACCAAGCUCAGCGGCUGGCUUGCAAGACUGUCGUGUCUCAGGAGAGAGUGCAUUUUGUGAUUCUGACUUGGAGGCUAGCUCGCGGGCUCUGCCUUGUGUCCAUGGUUCCUCUCCUUUCCGGGCACACCUAGAGAGCGUUUUCCCAAGUUUUAGGUGAGGGUAGCAGACUGGACCAGGUUAUGUUGUUAUGUUGUUGGCCUCCAAGCGCACUUAGAAAAUACCAGAACAGCUCACGCUGACAUCUAACAGAGGGGCACCUGCAACCUGUUGGAGAGCGUUCCGUGUCUUCCUCCCCUUCCUGCCGAAGCAUGUGAAAAGAAGAGGCGCAGUCAGCUCCUUCGGGGUGUGACUCCUCCUCGCCCCCAUAGCCCGGGAGUGUGCCUCAGUGAUGUUACAGCGCGGGCUGUGCUGACAGUUCCGAAACAUGCAGCUCGGAAGGGGACGAGGACCUCGUCUACUUUUUCAGGGAAGUUACUUAGGAAGUUAGAUGGGUGCAAGACAGCCUCGCUCCAUACUCUCUUCAGCCGCCUCCUGCCCUCCCAGGAAGCCAAGGACCCGGCCUUCCCCUCCCAAGGACGUUUCUUGCACCAGAAGCCUCCUCACCUCGCUCUCUUGUUUUGUUACUGCUGUGUUUAGAUAAUUCGACAAAACUCUUUCUCGUGCCACACAGGGGGGAAAAAAAAGGUCUUAUAAGAAAAGCCUCUAGAUGAAAAAUUGCUAAUGAAACUGUGCGUGUGUGUACAACAUAAAAUACAGUAGCACCUAUGGAGCUUGGCCUUGGUUCCUGUAAAAUUGAAAAUUGAUGUAUUAAUAAAAAACAAAAACCAGUA